Molecule: messenger RNA, 1438 nt
Organism: Puccinia graminis f. sp. tritici CRL 75-36-700-3
Lineage: Eukaryota; Fungi; Basidiomycota; Pucciniomycetes; Pucciniales; Pucciniaceae
Product: histone acetyltransferase
Exons: 7
Coding region: 55-1305 (416 amino acids)
Biological process (GO): chromatin remodeling; positive regulation of transcription by RNA polymerase II
Cellular component (GO): histone acetyltransferase complex
Molecular function (GO): histone H3 acetyltransferase activity; protein binding
Source: RefSeq, a predicted model, not a curated record
UGUCAGGUUGGAUCCCACCGGGGGAUCUUUGGCUUCCAGCAGGACCAAGCCAGGAUGAGAGAAGCAGAAGAAGAAGAAGAACAACCAAGCAAACGAAUCAAACUCACUCAACCACUCGACAUCAAACAAUCACUCUCGACCCUCGAACCAGAACCAGAACCAGAAAAAGAAGAAGGAGUCCUAGUAGAAGCAGAAGCAGAGGUGGAAGAAGAACCGACGGAUGAUAUCCUAUCGAGUCAUCAAUCCACUCGAUCACUCAAACCGGCGAUCUACGAAGAGCUGCAAAACAUCAUCCGAUUUGUCGUGGUGACCAACGAUGGAGAGCCGGACUCCUCGAUCCUCUUGACGGGUCUCAAGAACCUCUUCCAACGCCAACUGCCCAACAUGCCGCGGGAACACAUCGCCCGACUGGUCUAUUCGCGAGACCAUGCCAGUCUGGCGAUCGUCAAACGCGGCCUGGAUGUCGUCGGCGGAAUCACCUACAGGGCCUUCGAGUCCCGCGGAUUCGCCGAGAUCGUCUUCUGCGCUAUCAGGGCCUCCGAACAGGUCAAGGGUUACGGCUCUCAUCUCAUGAAUCAUCUCAAAGAUCACGUCAAACAGUCCACUACCUGCAUGCAUUUCCUCACCUAUGCAGAUAAUUACGCUAUCGGUUACUUCAAGAAACAGGGCUUCUCCAAGGACGUCAGUCUUGAUAAAUCGGUUUGGAUGGGCUAUAUCAAGGAUUAUGAGGGCGCUACUGUCAUGCAUUGUGCAAUGUUACCAAGAAUAAAGUAUCUAGAAGCAUCACUAAUCCUAGAGAAACAAAAACAAGCGAUAAUGAGUAAGAUCAAGUUGAUUUCGCAAUCACAUGUGGUCCACAAAGGCCUCGAAGUCUUCAAACAACAGCCGCUCCUUCAGCCUGUUAAUCCAGUCGACGUACCCGGUCUCAAGGAGAUCGGUUGGAAUCCUGAACUAGAUCAAUUGACGCGGAAGCCCCAACGACUAGCCUGUCACAACAUCAUCCACCACUUGUUGACGAGCUUACAGAGCCAUCCGUCGGCCUGGCCGUUCACCAAACCGAUCAAUAAGGACGAGGUCACCGACUAUUAUUCGGUCAUCAAACAGCCCAUGGACCUCGAAACGAUCGAACUCAAACUCGAAAAUAAUCGCUACCUUUCACUCCAACAGUUCCUGGAUGACUGUAAACUCAUCUUCAGUAAUUGUAGAACUUAUAAUCCUGACGGCUCGAAUUAUGUUAAAAACGCUAAUCGGUUGGAGAAAUUUCUGAAGGACCGAGUCAAGCAAUACGAUGAGAUAGAGUAUUAAAGUCUGGCCUCUUGCCAGGUCCAGAGCCCAGUGACCUAAGGAGAUUGUACUUGUUUCUCACUCUCUCAGUGUAUAUUCUGCUUGACUUGUCUCUCUAGCCUCCCUCCCUCUCCCUCCCUCUCCCUCCCUCUCC